Messenger RNA from Cladocopium goreaui, 2699 nucleotides. The record is from the annotation of a GenBank genome assembly. Lineage: Eukaryota; Dinophyceae; Suessiales; Symbiodiniaceae.
CUUGGAACGCCUCGUGUGGUGGCCCAUGGGUUGAACGUUGGAUCCAUUGGAUGCUGACGUGUCGGGGCGACGCCCACAAUGGUUUCUUUCCAUUAUCGCAAAUUUUGGGUCGGGCUCUCACUUGCGAUGUUGGUGGUGGUUAUGUCGCGGCAGAUGAUCAAAAAACCCCUUCAACUUCGCUUAAGUGUGGCUGCGGACAGCAAUUUUUCCACUGGAAAUUCCUUGCAGAGUUGGUUGGACUUGGCCAACCUGUCGGUACCGCUUCAGAGCGUAACCAACGGGUUGACCACUUCAGCUGAUGUGUUCCCUUCUGGUGCCUUGAAUCAGCCACUUGGGGAGGUCACCAAUGUCUCAGUGUCAGUGUCGAUGCUGGACCUGCACGAUGAAAAAUUGACAGAAUCCAACCAGCAGCCAACUCCCAAGCUGCUCCCAAGCUGGUCAGACCGGUCACACCGGUCACACCGGUCACACCGGUCACACCGGUCACACCGGUCACACCGGUCACAGGUCACCGUGGAACCAGGCCAGCCAAAACCGUGUUGCUACAGCGGCAUCAGAUGUCAAAAGACUUCCAAGACCUACAGAAUCUACAUCAGCUCCAACGGGCACACGAUUUAUGCCCCCAUGGUUUCGACAGCGGUGGCAGGCUUAAAGCAGAGGCAGGCAGAGUGUGGAUACGAAGUGAAGCGGGUGGUGGAGAGAGUCGUCCGUGGGCGCCAUGGGCGCCUGAAAUCUGUAAUCUAUCCAGGAAAAUUCCAUGCUGGCGAUGUCUGGAUCCAUGUUGGGAAGUGGUUGCAGGCGGACUUCUUCCGACAUUGCCAGGACUUAGCAUUGAAACAAGUCUACUGCAUCUUGUAUCAGAGCGACCCAUGGGACGUCACUGCGGGUCCGGGGGUUUGCGAGAUAUGGGAGUACACCCAUGGCAACUCUCCCAAGGCCCCAGUGGUUCGCAUUUUGCCCGCUGGCUUCUUGCCACUUUGGGGGCAUGAGCAGAACGAUCACGAAGCGAUGAAGCGUUUGAGUGAAUCCAAUGUGCGGAAAUUGGAGUGGGUCUUCAUGGGACAUAUCGACAAAGGAAACAGGUCGAAGUGUUGGAAUCAUUUGAAGAACAUGCCGGAGCUAAGUCAUAUGACCUUUACAAACCACAUUCGAGGAUUCACGCAGGCCGACUGGAAGAAUCUGGCAAGGAAGCAGAACGUGAUCUUUUUGAACCUCCACGGAAAUUGCAGUUGCCUGCCCAAUCCCAACGAGCGCCUGGAGACCGUGAGAAUUAGCUCGGUCUUGAGCUUUGGAGCGCUUAUGAUCUCGGAACCCACCAAUGACGCCGAGACCGAGAGCUUUAAGGACAUUGUGAUUUUUGAGAAGAACCUCUUUCUCAGCUACUCCGAAUGGAGCCCCAAAUUGAAAGAUCUGCUGAGCAGCAAUACCAAGAUCAUGGCGUUCCAGCGCCGCGCCUACGCCUUGUACAAAGAGAGGUUUGCUCCAGGAAAACUCGGAGGGGAUGACCCUCCCAAGCCAAGACUCUGCGUUGUGGUUCCAGGUGAACAAUAGAGAUAGAUUCAGAUAGAUCACAUGUACAAAGUUAUGUAUUAAAUAUUACCGUAUUUUGUGGGCAUUUUUUAAAGGUACAGUAGAUAUUAGCUUGGUUGGCCCAACCAAUGUCCUGGAUUUUCAUGGUCAAUAAAUGACAGUCGAUUCGGUGGCUGAGGCGGCUUGCAAAUGGGUUAUAACUACCCCAAAAUGCGUAGGGUGCCAAGAAAGGAUGUCUACCAGUUCAAUGAGCUUCACAAAAAAAAGCAUGUAGAACUGGUAGGUGUCCAACAGGCAGGAAUUGGCCCAUACAUUAUCCCAGGACGCCUCCUGUCAGAGCAGAGAGUCUGGGACACAGAGCGAGGACCAGUCCACUGGCUCCUCAUUUUCCCUAUCAAACACUGGCAGCCACUGGGGCUACUCCGGGAAAAACCACAUUUUCAGAGACCCAUGCGGGAAUUACUAGUUGAUGAUGGAUGCCCCAAUUCUAGGUUAACUUGGGUUUAUGCUUGUAUCUACAGUUGGAUGGGGUUAUAUACACCAACAAACAUAACUCGGCAGCCCCUAAGAACUGCAGAUUGUGAAAAAUCUUGGAAAUCUUGGCAGGACCGAAUUGCUCAGGCUGAGCAAACAGAUGACCACAGUCGUGGAGGACCCAAGGUUUCAGCCAGGAAAUUGCCUCAAUUUGAUCCCCAGAGUUUUCGAAGCAUUUCGACUUACAGGAUGUUGGGACCAAGAGAACUGCAAGUUUGGUUCCUCUUUGGCCGUGUGUUGUGCACCACAAAAACUCCGAGGUUUGGUUUAGUCAUUUUAGUCAAGGACGUCUUGUUUGGGUUUCUAGACCCCUGGCGAAAUCAUCCUAGGGACGCGCUGCCAGCUUUCCUGUGCCUUAGAUAGACCUGUUGUUGGGCCUGCGAGGAGUGGACGAAGUAGGUACAUUUGAAGAUUCAGCAGAUCUUCGCAACAGUACUUCGGUGAAGCCCUGGUGCUUGUGAACUGAGGAGGAACCUCCAAUGAAAAGCGGAUGCGAUGUCACUCUGGAUGACUGGAAUCUCAACUGAACCGCCCAUGAUACUGGUGAUCUGGUGAUGGGUACAUGGUGUAGUCCCAUGACCCGCGACCCUGAAGCGCUAGCACCACCGUCGUAGUGCGCAGCAUGUAGCCAGAAA